AUGCCAAUAAAAACGAAAAUAGAUGAGUCAAACCCCGACCAGAGGAGAGCGUUCGAGAAGGGGUACAUCAUGGCGGAAAUUGUUGAGACUUACAGGAAAGCAGUAGUAUUCACCCAAAAGCAGAUGGCAAAGAAGCGGUAUUUAGAGUCCGAACGAAUCCGGUACCUGAUGUACGUCCAAAACGCAUAUAUCAAAUCGUACCACCUCACGCAUAUGAUGCAUGAAAUUGAUCCUAAGUACGGCACCGAUAAUACAGGUCAAAUAACCAAAAUGAAUCUGAACUAUAUUUUCCACGACCAAACGCCAUCUCACUACAACACCUCCGGAUUUUAUUACACGAAAGAGUUGGACGACAUUAGACAGGCCCGGGUGAGAGAGAGAAAGAGGAAGGUCGUCGCAGAGAAGCGGCAGCGGCUCCUAGAGGCCUACAAGUGGGGAAGUGUUAGUCCGGGGACUAUUAAGACCACUACCAACUGGUGGCCCGUGGCUUACGGCUGGGACAUAGACUACUACUGGUAA
Cydia amplana is the source of this 519-nucleotide messenger RNA. RefSeq lists its product as uncharacterized. The transcript has 3 exons. Lineage: Eukaryota; Metazoa; Arthropoda; Insecta; Lepidoptera; Tortricidae. The record is from RefSeq and is a predicted model, not a curated record. Bases 1 to 519 code for a protein of 172 amino acids.